Drosophila sulfurigaster albostrigata is the source of this 2752-nucleotide messenger RNA. RefSeq names its product neuralized-like protein 2. The transcript is spliced from 4 exons. The record is from RefSeq and is a predicted model, not a curated record. Gene Ontology annotation, molecular function: ubiquitin protein ligase activity. Bases 1 to 960 code for a protein of 319 amino acids. NCBI's taxonomy places the organism in Eukaryota, Metazoa, Arthropoda, Insecta, Diptera, Drosophilidae. Gene Ontology annotation, biological process: intracellular signal transduction.
AUGGAUGCCGUUGAUGACAACAAUAAGCACCAGGCGCCGCAUCUAGCCGACUUUGCCGCGGACCGCGAACAACAGCAGAUCGACGAGGAUGCAGCAACAGCAGCAGUAAACAUGAAUAACGAUGUAAAAUACUCAACAACUGCUGCGAUUGGCGGCUGGGAACGUCAACUAUUUCGCUUUCAUCCGUAUCACGGCUCCAAUAUACAUCUGGAUGACGAUGCAACGGUCGCCUUUCGCCGCACCAGCUUUGCCGAUGCACUCACAUUCUCCGAGCGACCGCUGGCUCCCGGUGAUAUUUUCCUCGUCGAGAUUGAGAAAAUCGAACGUGGCUGGUCGGGACACAUGCGACUUGGCCUCACAGAGCUAACGCCAAACAUAAUUGGCAUGCGCAGCGAGGGAUUGCCGCACUUUGCCCUGCCGGACUUGGCCAAUUUGGGUAAUAGCUGGAUAUAUCCAAUUUCCAAAUUUGAGAUGAAUCAACGCCAAGAGCAAUCCGCCCAGGGUGAGAAUGUGGAGCCACAACUAAAUGAAACACCACAACGCAAUCUUUUGGGUGAUGCGACGCAUGUGCGGACACCGCGUGGCUUAUUACCAAAGAGACUGCUGCGACCAUCGAUGGACAAUGGCAACUCGGAUAUACUGUUAACCGAUCGAGGCUCACGCAUUGGCAUCAUCUAUGUGCCCACGGAGAAUGAUGCGUCCAAGGCCGAGUUGCAUUUUAUCAUUAAUGGUGUGGAUAAGGGCCCAGUGUCCAAGGAUAUUCCACUGAACAUGGCACCCUUGUAUGUGGUUAUCGAUGUUUAUGGCACAACCAAGCAGAUACGCAUCAUACAGUUGGAGGGCAUUUUAUCCUUACAAAGCGCUUGUCGCAAUGUCAUUUUGGAGCACAUCACAGCGGGCGCUAUUACGAGGCUGCCGUUGCCGGAGAGCAUUAAGCGUUUCUUGCUCCGACGAGAUUAAGGAACAGAGACACCAUAAAGCCACACACAGAGACACACACUUUAUGUAAUAGAGUGCUGUGCAUGAGCGUGCGACGUGAUAGCCUGUUUACCCAUAUAUACUACUUAUAUAUUUUAUACAUUGCAUUGUGUGUAUGGAAGUGAAGUGCCGCCGUUCAUUGACUUCCCAUUCAUUCCCUCGACGUCUCGUUCCAUAAUGCCGUGUGAAAUGUGCGGCAUAUUCAAAAGUUUUUGGGACAGUGGAAGGCGCUUUGCUCUGUUUUGUCACCUCCCCAGUUGGAGUUGCAAACGAAUUUUGUAUUUUCUUUCGUUCUGUAGAUAUAGUUUAUAAUACUUUUGGUUCCGUGAUACCAGUUCUUUAUAUUUAUAUUUUAUAUAUAUAUAUAUAUAUCUGUAUAUGUAGAAAAUGUUUGAACGCAUCACACAUGUAUUUUACUCAUUGUUGUCGUUGCAUUAACGAACAAUUUCCUCGACCCCAAUCCCAAAACUCACGCAAUGCUUUGGCUCAAAUGCGUACAUACAUUAAGAUAUGUACCAAGUGCUUUCUAUGCAUUGCUCUCCCAGACCAUCUAUAUAAAACCCCCCUUUCCCUUUUCAAAUGGAAAAAGCUACACGAACCGCCCCGCAGAAAACUCCAAACCAAGCACCGCUCUGCCUUUUAGCCGUUUCGGUCUAUCCAAGGCAAUUUCCGUUUCCGUUAUGUACCUUUAAGAAUAUUGUUGCUAAAUGUAAGUUAAGAUAAAAUUAUAAUAUACAUACUAUAUAUAUAUAUAUGAAUACGACGUAAUAUUGUAAGGGAUAAAGUGUAUGUGCAUUGUAUGUAAUAAAGACAUAAUAUAAUUAGGAUCCAAUAUAUGUAAAUCGAUACAAAAUCAAAUCAAAUAAAAAUACAAAAAUAAUUAAACAACUUUUUUGUGUUUUGUAAGUCUAAACUUUAUUCAAGCACCGCUCAAUUGUGUGUAUUGUUAGAUAUUAUUUGGAAUAGAAUGAAUACUCUAAUACUCUGUGCGUCUCUGUUUCUACUUGGAGCGAUUCUCAGCCAACUUGGUCUUGAAGAUCGCCUUCAGUUCAUCGGCACCUUCCCCGUUGGUGUCUUGGUAGUAGGGCAGCUCAGCCACCUUCUUCAGCCAUGCAGUCACUUUGGGAAACUUGAACUCAUCGAUGGGCGCCACAUCAUUGACAGAUGUCACAGUGGCUAUACAACAAAAGUCAGCAAUGGUCAGCUCAUUGCCGCACAGAUAAGUCUGCUCAUUGAGGAAACCCUCCAAAAUUUCAUAGCACUUCUGGAUGUAAGCGAUUUUAUCGAUGGAACAAUCCGUUGAGCCAUGGUAGAGAAUGGGUUCGUACAGGAAACGCAGACGGGCAAACAGAUGACCCGAGUCCAAGUGCAGACGAGCAUCGACAUUGGCACGCUUCACCAGAUCCUUGGGAUAGAGCGACUCAUGGUCGGCGCCAUACUUGCCCACCAAGUAGGCGCAAAUGGCGUGCGAAUCUGUGAUGGUGACAUCGCCAUCGAUGAGUGUGGGAAUCGUGUGCUGUGGAUUCAUUUUCACAAAUUCUGGCGUCAGAUGUUCACCUUUCAGUAGGUUAAUUGGGCUGCACAGCAUCAAGAAAUGAAAAUUGUCAUGUUAAUUGGCUUAAUGCAUUUGAGUGAAGAGUGGGCCGAGGGGGACCUCGGAGGCACAUACCGCAGUUCAAGUUCAAGACCAAUCGCCUUGGCCGUCAGCAGAACGGCGCGUGAGGGAGGGCUCAAGGUGGCAUAGUAGAGAGCUGGCUUCGACAUCGUGCUUGGC